Molecule: messenger RNA, 1763 nt
Organism: Sesamum indicum (sesame)
Lineage: Eukaryota; Viridiplantae; Streptophyta; Magnoliopsida; Lamiales; Pedaliaceae
Product: GDSL-like Lipase/Acylhydrolase superfamily protein
Molecular function (GO): hydrolase activity, acting on ester bonds
Source: RefSeq, a predicted model, not a curated record
AAACCCUCAUCCAAUACAAUUUCACUGCAAAAAAUCCCUUCACAACGCACACACAUAUGUAAAGGUCAAAUAUAUAUAGAGAUGGGCGGACGAAGUUUCUCCAUCGCAGCACACAAAACAAACUCAGCCCUCAUCAAUUUUUCUGCUCGUUCACAUCUACUCAUCAUCACCCUUCACAUUUCUCCAUCCCCCAACAUAUAUAUAAACUACACACCCUACUUGUCUUAAUUAUUCCAUCAUCGCAGCAUUCAAAUUUCAUCACACAAUGGCUUCUUUCUUCAUGAUGCGAUCAUCUGCAUCCUCGUUUUCUUGCUCUAUUUUUCUCUCUUUUGUUCUGCUGUCUUUUUGUGCUGUUUCGAGGGCUCAAAGUAGUGUACCGGGUAUGUACGUGUUUGGGGAUUCGCUGGUGGACGUUGGCAACAAUAACUACUUGGAACUUUCUAUAAUUAAAGCCGAUUUUCCAUACAACGGCAUAGACUAUCCGGGUGGCCAAGCAACCGGCAGGUUCUCCAAUGGCAAAAAUGCUGCUGAUUUCUUAGCGGAGAAAGUGGGGUUAGCAAGUGCGCCGCCGUAUCUGGGGCAGCCUAACGGUGUGUUUGUGAAAGGGGUGAGCUUUGCUUCGGGAGGAGCCGGAAUCUUUAACACCACUGAUGAAAGCCUCAUCAAGCAUACAAUUCCAUUACCGCAUCAACUGGGACAUUUCUCCACCGUGCGUCAGAGACUAGCCAAAGAAUUGGGAUCUCAUUUAGAGGACCACUUAUCAAAGUCGCUCUUCCCCGUCGUUAUUGGGAGUAACGACAUUAUCAACUAUUUCAACACCGGGUCUGACGCUUCUCAGAAAUACUCCCCUCAGGAGUAUGUCACUCUAAUGGUUUCCAACUUCAAAGAAUUGCUCAAGGGAAUGUAUGGUCUAGGAGCACGCAAAUUUAUAGUCACUGGGAUAGCCCUGAUCGGAUGUGCGCCCAAGGUAAGAUAUCCCACCCCCACCGGUGAGUGCAACAAAGACGUAAAUUACUGGGCCAAAAAAUACAACGAUGAGCUCACACUGAUGCUGCAUGAAUUGAAAUCGGAGCUCAAAGAAUUCCAGUACUCGUAUUUCGACACAUACGGUGUCUUCACUGAGUUUAUUCAGAAUCCAGCAACUUACGGGUUCAAUGACACAAAAUCCGCUUGCUGUGGACUGGGAAAAUUGAGGGCCAAGUUUCCUUGCACGCCGCUUUCGCUGUUUUGUUCGGACAGAAGUGACCACCUUUUCUGGGAUGUGUACCAUCCUACAGAGGCAGCUGCUCGCAUUUUCAUUGAUGUGCUUUGGAGAGGUUCAGGAAAUUAUACAUUCCCCAUGACCGUUGAGGAGCUGAUUGCUAUUUAAUAAUAGAACUAGGCAACACAUUUUAAGUGAGAACAUGUGCGAUAGGUGCUUCUGAAAUAGAAACAACUGGGAAUUUCAUUGAGUUUUCUACAUUUGAAGUGUCUAUAUAUAUAUAUAUGUUGAAGAAAUGAAUUGCAUUAUACCCAAUAAAAUCUGAAAGCAGCGACUUUGAUGAUUGGCGCACAAUAACCUUCUUGUGUCUAACGUUCCUGCUAUGCUGAAGCUUUCUUAAAGAAAACACAAUUUUAGCAGAGAAGAAAAUGAAGGGUAAGAAGCAAGAGAAUGAUUCUCUUGUACAGAAGGCGUAGAGGACACAACUGUGCAUUUCAAGAACAUGAUCGUUACUGUCUGGCUGCAUUAAGAUGCCACCAAAAACAAAACAAAAAAAAAAAAA